ACGCACGCACCUAAUUUCAGUCUGUGUGUCGAGUGGUUGGUUAUGGUUGUUGGGUCACAAGACUAGUAAUAGGAAAUAAAUUAUUUUAUUAUUGUUUAAAUCGAGUAGUGCUACUAUUAUUGCGUGUCUCUCCAUAAAACCCUUCAUAACCAUGGUGUCAUUGAUACCAGAUGUUUGUUUGUGAAUGACGAGUCAAAGUGCAAAACAACUAAUGAAUGAUGCAGUCUAUUUUCUGGACAGGCAGAGUGCUAUCACGUGCUAUAAGGAAUGGGAUUUCAAACCUAUCCAGCUCUGCUGAAUUAAACGUUUCUAGUAAGAAACACCCAUAUUUAGUAUCAGUAGUGUGUGGUUUCCCCAAAGACAUUGUCAAUGGAAGAACUCGUAAAGGGCAAUUUGGGGACGACGCAUGGUUCUCUACCCAGUUCAACAAUGCGGACGUUAUUGGAGUGGCAGACGGUGUGGGGGGAUGGCGUGCUUACGGAAUUGAUCCCGGGGAAUUCUCCUCCUAUUUAAUGAAGACAUGCGAGAGACUGGUCCAAAUGGGCCAUUUUAAGUUGUCUGAGCCUGCUGACCUCCUAGCCAAGUCAUAUUAUGAGCUACUUGAACACAAGAAGCCUAUACUAGGCAGCAGCACAGCUUGUGUAAUGAUCCUGGACAGGACUGAGAGUGUGAUGCGCGCGGCCAACAUCGGCGACAGCGGCUACAUGGUGGUGCGCGGCGGCCGCGUCGUGCAUCGCUCACAUGAGCAGCAGCACUACUUCAACACACCCUACCAGCUCAGCCUGCCGCCACCAGGCCACGACAGGAACGUGCUCAGUGACAGCCCAGAGUCAGCGGACACAUCAGAAUUCGCCGUCGAAUGCGGCGACGUGAUCCUCGUCGCCACCGACGGCGUGUUCGACAACGUGCCCGAGCCAGUGCUGCUCGCCGAGAUGCGACGGGCGAAAACACUCGCUGGCGACUCGCCGCGUCUGCAGGCUGUGGCUAACUCUAUCGCGUGGAUGGCCAGGAAUCUGUCCUUUGACGGCUGCUACAUGUCGCCCUUCGCUAAGAGCGCUAGGCAGAAUGGAAUUGAUGCUAUCGGGGGCAAACCAGACGACAUAACGGUGCUACUGGCGAUCGUAGCCCUAUGAAAAUGUCCUCAUUCGAUUUAGGCACUUAUUCUUUUCUAAACAUAUUACGAAAUUAGUAGGUAUAUAGUUAUUUAAACAACGACACCAAAAAUUCAACAUUUUUCUAAACUUGUAACGUAUUUGUGCAGGCAUGUCUAUUCAGCAUUAUAGGGUGGAUUUCCGUGUGGUUUCAAGGCUUGGAUGAACCUAAAACCAUCUAAAGCAAACACGAGAGGGAAAAAUUAUAACUCAUAAGAUCUCAAAAUAACUAAUGUCUUAUUCUAUCACAAUUUAUCCCCACUUGUCAUGCUUUUACAGUAACUGCUGAUGUGCCGUCGGAAAAAUUCCAAAAUGGCGAUAUUUCCACAUGGAAAACUUUCGAAAACUUCUCAUAAUUUUGUAUGAGGAAUGUAACUUUCCAUUUCCGAAAUGGAAACUUUCGGUAUCUCUAUGAAAUUUUCGAGAACUUCCAACUUUUUAGAAAGUUUCUGCAAAUUUCACAUCUGUAACUGUAACAUUUAUUGAUGAUGUUGACCAAGCAGUUGAACUACUCUUUAAUCCCCCGAUUAGGUAAAAUUUAGAAGUGAAAAAAUAAAAUUUAGAAGUGUCUUGUAUUUGAAUAUUCCGUAGAAAAUUGCUGAACCGGCUCACGCCGAGACAUGUUCUUCUUGAUGACUAUGUAAAAUUUCGUUGACUCUACUUAAACAAUGACAGCCUUGAACACUAGUCACAUUAUGGUGAUAUUGAGUUGUGUGUGUAAGGAACUGUCAUUUUCUUUGAUCGCUAAAGAAAAUUGAUUGUUUCAUCUUGUGUGCUUGAAACAAGCAAUGCAGUGUGGCGGGUAAUGAUAACAAUGUUGUCGAGAUUCUUCACCACUUUUUAUAAUUUGUUUAUUUUGAUUAUUGUCUUUGAUGCCUGUGAUAGCGCAUCGUGACGUGGGAAACGAUAGCACUGAAUCAUGAGUGAAUGUGUGAAUGUUUGAAUGAAGACUGAGAUAGUUUUACGAUCCUUGUUAUUACUGUAGAAUUUAAAGGUUAGCCAUCAACCGAACACAGCUAUCGGUUCUGUUUUUUUACUUUAUAUGUUUAGUACUGUGUAAAUUAAGUAUUACCAGAGUCCUAAUUUCUGAUUAUAAUUAACUCGGAUGCAAACGAAACAAGUUGCAUUUGUAAAUAUUUUCAAAUUUUGCUAAAGAAUUUCUCGACAUCAUUAACUAUGUGAACUGUGAAAAUGUUUUUUUCUUGAUAUGGAGUUAUAUGAAUGUUUAUGUACAGGUUAAUUGGUCAAUACAAGUAACUAGUAACAAUUUGAGGGGACACCGAUAAUAAGCUUCUAAUGUUAUCAAUUGUUGCUAUUUAAUUCAUUCGUGUACAUGUGACAUCAAUUGUAAAACCAUUUUAAUUUCAUACUCGUUUUUACACAAAUCCAUUUGAAAUGUUCAUUCCGAAUAAUCCGAAUGUGUGAAAAAAUAAAAUACUGUAAAUUUAAAA
This is a messenger RNA of Cydia pomonella (codling moth), 2602 nucleotides long. RefSeq names its product protein phosphatase PTC7 homolog. The record is from RefSeq and is a predicted model, not a curated record. The coding region runs from base 216 to 1133 and encodes 305 amino acids. The transcript has 5 exons. Lineage: Eukaryota; Metazoa; Arthropoda; Insecta; Lepidoptera; Tortricidae.